AUGUCAAAAACACCAGCAAUUUAAUUUCAAGAGAACAUAUAACCGCAAUAUUCAGAUAAAACAAAAUGGGGAGUCCUCUUUGCAUUUUGUUAUCUAGCGUAAUAUUUUAUAAUAAUUUUAGAUUUUCAAAUGUUCUUGGUUUUGUAAGCUAUUCUCCCAUUUCUAAUAAUGCCGCCCUCUAUUAUUAAAUAUCACUUAAUGAUCUUUUCUGGAUUGGCAAUAUGUACUACAUUACAUUCUUUGUUUUUGGUCCACUCUUUAUUCCAUUAUUAGAAAAAAGAUUAGAUUUAUGUUUGAAAUUAGCCUCAAUUCUAACAACACUAGGAACUUGGAUUGUUUGGAUAGCCUAAUCCAAUUAUGUUGUCUGUUUAAUUGGCUACUUCUUUGUUGGAAUCAGCGAAGCAUUCUAUUUAGGUGUACCAGUUUGUAUGUUUAUAAUAAUUUAUUUAAAAAGAUUUAUCAGAAGUCUGGUUUACUGCUUAUGAUAGAACAUUGGCAACAUGUUUCGGUAGUUAUGCUACUUUAGCAGGUAUCAUGA
This is a messenger RNA of Paramecium octaurelia, 538 nucleotides long. Lineage: Eukaryota; Ciliophora; Oligohymenophorea; Peniculida; Parameciidae. The record is from the annotation of a GenBank genome assembly.